Prosopis cineraria is the source of this 2454-nucleotide messenger RNA. RefSeq names its product probable LRR receptor-like serine/threonine-protein kinase At5g45780. Gene Ontology annotation, molecular function: polysaccharide binding; protein kinase activity; ATP binding. The transcript is spliced from 5 exons. The coding region runs from base 1 to 2214 and encodes 737 amino acids. Gene Ontology annotation, biological process: protein phosphorylation. Lineage: Eukaryota; Viridiplantae; Streptophyta; Magnoliopsida; Fabales; Fabaceae. The record is from RefSeq and is a predicted model, not a curated record.
AUGGUUAGAGGCAAGACAGGCUUGAUGAUCAGGUUCUGGUGCUUAGUGCUCUUAACUCUGUAUCUAGUAGUGCACCCAACAACGAGUUCCAAGGAUCAGAGCAAAGCCUGUCCACCAUCUCACUGCGGCAUUAUCACAAACAUCUUAUAUCCAUUUCGUCUCCCCGAUGACCCACCCUAUUGUGGCCACCCGAGCUACGAGUUAACCUGUGAAAACAAUGUCACUCUGCUUCAAUUGUACAAUGGAACAUACCAAGUCCUGGGAAUCAACUACAGCAACUACACAAUCCGACUCAAAGAUCCUGGCAUUAGCGAGGAUGACUGCUCCUCCCUCCCUCGCUAUUUCUUAUCCCGAUCUAAUUUCACCGACACCUACGUAGAUCCCUCCCUUUAUGAUAACAAAGAUCCAUACGGCGGCACACUGAGAAGACCGUCGCCAAUCGAUUCCGAACCUAUAUUCAAUCACGUCAUUUACCUGAACUGUAGCGAUCCGGUGAGGGACGAUGCAGCCUACGUGGAUACGGCUCCGUGCGUGAAUUGGGAAUCCAAAGAGGGAGGAGGAGGCCAUGUUUAUGCUGUGGCUGAUUAUGACUUGGUGGUUGACGAGUUGAAUGCUGAGUGUUGUGUGAAAUUAGUGGCCACCAUUGCUUCAGAUUGGAGCUCAGAACUCCGCAAGGGGAAAUACCAAUCGUACGCUGAAAUUCACAGAGCAUUUUUGUAUGGUUUUGAGAUUUCAUGGUGGCCACGAGCUUGUUUUGAUCUUGACUGUCCAUCUCACAAGCCUUGCGCGUACGACGAUUACAGGCAAAAGGUCAUAUGCACUAAUGGAGUUGAUGCCACCUGCUACCGUGUCUUUGGAUUUGAUCUCUUUUGUGGAAAGGCAACACGGCUGAGCUUUGGUUUAGAAGCAUAUCUCGCUGGCAUUACUGCAGGUUUCCCAUCUUCUGAGGAUAUUCAUAUGGACGCAGACAUUGAUCACCAUUUGGCUGAAUACUAUUACAAUGAUAACGACGAUAGUCCAAAAUUCAGUCCAAUACACCUUGCAUUUGUCUUAGGAAAAAUCACAGGAAGAUAUAUUUUGCCAUACACAAUUUUAAGAUAUAUAGUUGGCAUAUUACUUCUUCUACUGUUGACGAUUUACACAUUUAGAAGAAGACACUUAUCAGCAUAUGAAAACAUUGAAGCUUUUAUCAGACUUUAUAACCUCAUUCCAUUAAGGUACUCCUACAAGCAAUUAAAGACAAUGACAAAAGGUUUCAAGACUAAGAUAGGUGAAGGAGGCUUUGGUAUUGUGUACAAAGGCAGGUUAAGAAGUGGACUUGAAGUUGCGAUUAAAAUGUUGGGUGAAUCCAAAGCUACUGACCAAGAAUUUAUCAGUGAAGUUGCAACCAUUGGGAGGAUACAUCACUUCAAUGUGGUACGUCUCGCUGGUUUUUGCGUGGAAGGAACAAAGCGUGCUCUUAUUUAUGAAUUCAUGCCGAAUGGAUCUUUGGAUAAACAUAUUUUUUUCAAAGAAGGAUGCAUAAGUUAUCACAAAAUAUAUGAGAUAUCCUUAGGAGUGGCUCGUGGGAUCGCUUAUCUUCAUCAUGGCUGUGACAUGCAAAUAUUACAUUUUGACAUCAAGCCCCAUAAUAUUCUUCUUGAUGACAACUUGAUCCCAAAAAUUUCAGAUUUUGGACUAGCAAAGUUAUAUUCUAUUGAUGAUAGCAUUGCCACUUUGACUGCAGCAAGAGGAACAAUAGGGUACAUGGCUCCUGAGUUGUUCUAUAAGAAUAUUGGGAAAGUGUCUUAUAAAGCUGAUGUUUAUAGUUUUGGAAUGCUUUUAAUGGAAAUGGCGAGCCGGAGAAGAAACUUGAAUCCAUGUGCAGAGCAUUCAAGCCAGGUAUAUUUUCCAUUAUGGAUUUAUGGCCAAUUUGAUGAAAAAAAAGACAUAGACAUGGAAGAUUUGAUAGAAGAGGAAAAGGUUUUGGUGAAGAAAAUGUUCAUUGUAGCGCUUUGGUGCAUACAACUUAAUCCUUCUGAUCGCCCUUCCAUGAACAAAGCAAUAGAAAUGUUGCAAGCAGAUGAUGUUGAAAGUCUGGAAUUGCCUCCAAAACCUUCCAUAUAUCCUGAUGAUGAUGACAGACUCAACUUUGACCUACAAACAACAUCUUUAUUCCCCACAUGUUCUUGUAGCAAUCUAGGUGAGGAUGCAAGUGAUGAUGACUUGAAAUAAUACUGAUCUACAGCUAUAUAUAUAGAGAGAGAGGAGCUGGUCAACGCUAGUAAGUUUUUUAAGUUGUAUUUGUAUUUCAUAACAAAACUCAGUUAUAUAUCAUUGUCCUGAUUUGGGUUUAGCUCUUAUAAUUUAAUGUCCUAUUUAUACUUUUAUUAGUGAUGUAAUGAUAUGUACAAAUAGUCAAAUACAAUGACUAUCAAUCUCUUUGAACUUAAUUACACAUGUAGCUAGGAUUGA